This is a messenger RNA of Quercus lobata, 742 nucleotides long. RefSeq lists its product as uncharacterized. The transcript is spliced from 2 exons. The record is from RefSeq and is a predicted model, not a curated record. NCBI's taxonomy places the organism in Eukaryota, Viridiplantae, Streptophyta, Magnoliopsida, Fagales, Fagaceae. The coding region runs from base 32 to 529 and encodes 165 amino acids.
GAACAUACCCGAAUUCCUCACUCAGUUCAGGAUGGACAGCAACAAUUUGAGCAAUCUUCUUUCCGAAAGAUCUGAGCAAGAACUCCAUUUCUUCAAGCAAUUUCUUGUUGUGUUCGGAUUUUCCUUUAGUUUUUUGCUCGCCCUUGUCGGAUUGAAGUAUCAAAACUCAGAUGGUGCUCUAUUCCACGAACACGGUGUGAUCAUGGUGCUAGUAAUAAUAGAUGUUUGUACCGGCACUAUAGCAUUGGCAAUGGUGACACUACCAAAUUCCCACAAUAGUUCUCUCCUUUUAGUUGAGUUUGUGUGUCUUAUUUGUGGAGCUUUUGCUUGUGACUUGCUCAUUUUGAUACUUGUCCCUCCCUUUGGGUGGUUUAUGCUCAUCAUAUGUGCACUUGGUUUUGUAUGUAUACUUUAUAGCUCGUACCCACAAAUCCUCGAAUCAAUAUGGCAAGCACCUUCCCAAACGCCCAAUGGAUCUCCCAUGCUAACUCCCAACAAGGCAGAGACACAAAUGGCAGAAAUGGCAUAAUGUUUAAUAGUUGAUUCACCAUUAUUUGUCCUCUCAUGAACACUGAAUGGAUAGAGAUUAUGUCUUUAUUUUGCAUAGAUAUGUAGUAUGGUGUUAGUGCUUUUUGACUCAAUCAACAAAGCUAAAAUAUUUAUGAGAUUGUAAAAUUUGUGAUGUGUGCAUCAAUAGAAUAUGAAUAACCUUGGUUUGAAGAUAUGACCAAUUGGAUCUGAA